Molecule: messenger RNA, 3408 nt
Organism: Rhododendron vialii
Lineage: Eukaryota; Viridiplantae; Streptophyta; Magnoliopsida; Ericales; Ericaceae
Product: calmodulin-binding transcription activator 5-like
Exons: 13
Coding region: 203-3028 (941 amino acids)
Biological process (GO): regulation of transcription by RNA polymerase II
Cellular component (GO): nucleus
Molecular function (GO): double-stranded DNA binding; transcription coregulator activity; protein binding
Source: RefSeq, a predicted model, not a curated record
UUGGUGCUUUUCAUCUCCAUCUGCACGCACACUCUCUCUCUCUCUCUCUCUCUCCGUGCAUAAUUUUUCUGCUUAGCUUCAGACAGAGCUCUCUUUCUCUCAGUUGCAGUACUUGACUAUUCGUCUACUUGGAUUGCUUUGAGUUAGAUUGGAGCUAUUGACGUUUGGAAGAUAGGUAAAGCGUUUUGAGGUGUUUGUGGAGAUGGAAAGUAUCGUACCAGGACGGCUCGCAGGCUGGGAAAUUCAUGGCUUCCGUACAAUGGAUGAUUUGGAUUUUGGCAGCAUCAAGGAGGAAGCAACGUCAAGAUGGUUGCGACCAAAUGAGAUUCAUGCCAUAUUGUGUAACUAUAAAUAUUUCACCAUCAAUGUCAAGCCAGUGAACAUGCCAAAAAGUGGUAGAAUUGUGUUCUUUGACCGUAAAAUGCUCAGAAACUUUCGUAAAGAUGGUCAUAACUGGAAGAAAAAAAAUGAUGGGAAGACUGUUAAAGAAGCUCAUGAACACUUGAAGGUCGGUAAUGAAGAAAGGAUUCAUGUAUAUUAUGCUCGGGGUGAAGAUAACCCAACCUUUGUUCGUAGAUGUUACUGGCUACUUGACAAGACGCUGGAACACAUAGUCCUUGUCCAUUAUCGUGAAACUCAAGAGUCGCAGGAUUCUCCAGCCACACCUGUGAAUUCAAAUUCUAGUUCAGCCCACUCAGACCCAUCUGCUUCGUUGGUAUUAUCAGAAGAAACUGAUUCUGGUUAUGAUCCUGCAUAUUACACUGCUGAGAAAGCACAAUUCGGUGAUGGUAAUGGAACUUCUACCAAUCCAACUCUAUUACGUGAGCCAGAUGACAGCAUCAUCCUCAAAGACCAUGAAAUCAAACUUCACGAGAUCAACACACUGGAAUGGGAAGAGCUUUUGGUGCCAGAUUCCAAGUUUACUGGGCCUGACCAAGUUCUUUUGGCAGGAAAAAAUGAGCAGCAGAAUCAAUUUGGUACAAAUGGACUCAUGAGUAACGUUGCCAUCCAAUCAGCCAAUGAAUUACUGACGGAAAAUUCUUUUGGAAGUCUCACUGAGCCAGUUUCCCGGAGUAACUACAUUCAAUUCGACACGCCGGACAAUCUUUUCCUUCAGGGUAUAGAAGGUCAAACUGAUUCAAGUUUCCAGAGAAAGGAUUCUCAACUGGUUACAGUGGGAACUGGUGAUUCUUUAGGCGUUCUAGGCAACGAUGGUUUGCAAACUCAAGACAGUUUCGGGAGGUGGAUGAACUACAUCAUGUCUGAUUCACCAGGAUCAGUGGAUGAUCCGCAUCUCGAAUCUUCAAUUCCAAUUGGUCAAGAACCGUCUAUGUCUCCAAUGAUGAAUCACCCUCAAUCAUCUGUCCCCAGUGAACUAUUCAGCAUUACUGAUGUCUCUCCUGCGUGGGCUUUUUCAACUGAAGAGACUAAGAUUCUUAUCACUGGAUUUUUUAAUGAAGGGCAUCCACAGCUUGAUAAGUCCAAACUAUAUUGUGUAUGUGGAGAUGCAUAUAGCCCUGCUCAAAUUGUCCAAUCUGGAGUAUUCCGUUGUUUUGUUUCACCACACCAAGAGGGAUUAGUAAAUCUGUAUUUGAGUUUUGACGGCCACAGUCCCAUCAGCCAAGUUCUAACCUUUGAGUAUCGUACUCCACUGAAGCAGGACCCUGUUAUUUCUGUGGAAGAUAAGUCAAAGGCAGAAGAGUUUAUAGUUCAGACGAGGCUUGCUCACUUGCUCUUUUUUACUUCUAAGAGCCUUAAAAUUUUAUCAAGUAAAGUAUCACCAAAUGCCGUCAAAGAAGCCAAAAUCUUUGCUCGCAAAACUUCCCAAAUUGCUGAUGGUUGGGCACAGGUGAUCGAAUCAAUUGAAAAUAACAGAAUGACAGUUGAACGAGCAAAAGAAAGCUUCUUCGAGCUUACGCUGAGGAACAAACUCUAUGAAUGGCUGCUGGAAAGAGUAGUUGAAGGGUCUAAAACUUCUGACUACGAUGAUCAUGGUCAAGGAGUAAUCCAUUUGUGUGCUAUCCUUGAUUAUACAUGGGCUGUCUUACCAUAUUCGUUCUCGGGCUUAUCAUUGGACUAUCGGGACAAAUUUGGAUGGACAGCUCUUCAUUGGGCUGCAUAUUACGGAAGGGAGAAAAUGGUUGCUGCCCUUCUAUCUGCUGGGGCGAAGCCAAACUUGGUGUCUGACCCAACUUCAGAGAACCCAAGCGGAUCCAUGGCAUCUGAUCUAGCAUCUAAGAACGGUUAUGACGGUUUAGCUGGUUAUCUUGCAGAAAAGGCUUUAGUGGAACACUUUAAGGAUAUGACAAUAGCUGGAAACGUCAGUGGUUCAUUGCAAACUACAACUCCUGAAUUAGUAAAUUCUGGGAACCUAGAUGAAGAGGAGUUGUAUCUGAAGGACACUCUGUCAGCUUAUCGGACGGCUGCUGAUGCAGCAGCACGUAUACAGGCUGCAUUCAGGGAGCAGUCUUUUAAGCAAAGGACAAAGGCUGCUCAGGUUUCCAGCCCAGAGGAUGAAGUACGCACCAUAAUCGCAGCAAUGAAGAUCCAACAUGCAUUUCGGAAGUAUGAGACAAGGAGAAAGAUGGCUGCUGCUGCCCGAAUUCAAGAUAGGUUCCGUACUUGGAAGAUAAGGAAAGAUUUUCUCAAUAAGCGACGUCAAGCCAUGAAAAUUCAAGCUGUUUUCCGCGGCUUCCAAGUCAGGAGGCAAUAUCGGAAGAUUAUAUGGUCAGUCGGAGUUCUUGAAAAAGCAAUUUUACGUUGGCGUAAGAAGAAAAGAGGCUUUCGUGGGCUUCAGGUUUGCCCUGAUGAAGCUGUGAAUGAUCAGAAGCAAGAAAGUGAAGUGGAGGACUUCUUCCGAGUCAGCAGGAACCAAGCUGAAGAGCGAGUGGAGAGGGCUGUUGUACGUGUCCAGUCCAUGUUUCGGUCAAAGAGAGCACAAGAAGACUAUCAUAGGAUGAAAAUGGCCCAUAAUGAAGCAAUGCUGGAGUACAAAGGACUUGUCACUCCUGAAUAUGAUAUGGGAUAAGGGAUGACUAAAGUUUCCCAGAUUUCAGGUAAUAUUUACUUGGAAACUUACUCAGUACUGCACUGACAAAAGAAAAGAUCUCAAGGGCAAGUUUGUGUUCUUGGCUGCAACAGGUAGAUUUUGUAAAUUCCUAGAUUGGUGUAGUCCUAUUUAGAUUUGGCCCUUCUGUGUGUUUUUAAGAAAAGCGAGGCGGCCGUGGUCUGUUUCAGUAUCUGUCCUUAUGGUUUGGGUACAUUCUCUCUUUGAUAGUGGUCACUUGGUUAGUGAUAUCUUCACGAACAAACCUAAUCCUAAUGUUUCGGGAUGAUUUCGAACAAUUUGUACCAUUUGGUCUGUGCUCAAAAUUUCUUCUGUGGGAAGUAGGAUCUUUUCCACGUUAA